AAAAAUCCCUCCCCUACAUACGUCUCAAGGCUUUGAUUGUGUAUAGGACAAAUUUGCCGUUCAGAAAAAAGCCAAAACACCGAAAAAUGGCGACAUUUACGAAUCCGUCACAGUUGCUCCCACUAGAGUUGGUUGAUAAAUGUAUUGGUUCUAGGAUCCACAUCAUAAUGAAGAAUGACAAGGAGAUAGUUGGAGUCCUCCUGGGAUUUGAUGAUUAUGUCAAUAUGGUUUUAGAAGAUGUCAUAGAAUUUGAAAGCACUCCAGAGGGGAGACGAGUCACAAAAUUAGACCAGAUUUUAUUAAAUGGAAAUAAUAUAACUAUGCUUGUACCAGGAGGAGAAGGGCCAGAAGUCUGACCAUGUGUUCAUGUUAUUGUAUAUAUGCUGAAUUGGAGAUGUUAUAGAAUAAAUAUGGAGGUCACAUAAACUCUGGCUUAACUGAAAUGGAGAAAUCAUUCAGAAAUAACUUCACCUACAUUGUAAAGGACCUUCGGAGUAUUAGAAUGGUUCCAGUUUAUGUCAUGGGACAAGAUGUGAAGAACUAGAGCACGACUUUUUGCUGAUCUUUUUAUGACUGAAUGUUAUUUUUUCAUUGUGCUAAGAAAAUGUCUUUUGUGAAAAUGUGUUAAGAACAUUGAAACUAAUAUCUGAAGUAUUUGAAUUGGGGUCUGAAAUCUCAGUUUCUGUUAUUUGCAAGGUUCUCUUUCAUUCUUGUGUUUUAACUGACCUGAGCACAAAAUGCUUCUGGUGAGCAUUUAGGAUUGUUGAAUGUCUGUUGCCAACAAUUUCUUUGAAGGAUAUCUCAUAUUUAUCUAGUAAACCACUUUCAAUAAGAGAUGUCCAUGCAAGGGCAUAAUACCGGUAUCUCAAACAAUCAAACAAGUUUAAGGUAUUUCUGCACAUUCAGAUUGAUUUUUUUUCUACAAUGUAGAAAUUGUUUAAACUCCGAUUUUUCAAAUCUUCAGAGUAUACUUAGAAAAUUCAGCAAAUAAAAAAGUUAGGGUCGUGUGCUUGAUUUUUUGCUAGACUGAUCUGAAAAAUUUGGGCCUCACGCAAUUUUUCAUAAUGGGAGUCCAUGGGAAAAUCAUAACUUGCAUAACAUUUUCGGGAAUAAGAUUUUUUCUAGAAUGUAGAUUUUAAUGAAACUUCUCACAGUUGUAAAUAAGCAUAUGACCUAUAAAUUGGUGAAAUAAAAGGUAUAGGUGCUUGUGCUAAUUGUUGAAAUAUUUGACCUUGAGUCAGAGCUCCAGAUAAGCUUUGGGUGCAAUUGGAUAUUUACCCAUCACUUUUUGUCUGAAAUGGGUAUUGGAAAUUUGAAUUGGGUAAAAAUAAUAUCAUUACCCAGCCUUUUCAGAAGUAAUUGGGUAUUUGCUAAAACCAAUUGGGUAUUUUACCAAUCUCGCACUAACAAUUGAGUAUUUUUUGCUUACAGUAUACAUGGUAUAUAUAUCAUUAAACAGGACUGACUAAGUAUUUUAAUGGCGCCCUUCAAUGUUUAAUACAAAAAAUGUAUUUAUAAUUGUAAUGAAUGUUUCAUACUGUUGUUUUCUUUUUCACUUUUAAUGCAGUCUGAGAUCAGUUCAUCCACAAUAUCCCGAACGAUGUGGUCACCGCAAUAUGCAUUCUCCCAAAAGAUGUCAUCUAGUAUUGGUGACACUACAUCGUCACAAACAGAUAACUGUCAUUGUUGAACAGCAAAGUAUCCCACUAAUUUGUUUGUUUGUGCUGCAACAAUGUUUUUUCCUGCAACCUCUUUACAUUUUAUCGGCGUAGUUAUAAGGAAAAUGCGAUACGCAAGCUAUUUUUUACGAAUAGGGUAUUAGGAAUUUUAAUUGCGUUUCAGUACGCACACUGUAUGAAUUCAAUUGGGUUUUCUGCAAUUUUAAUUGCAUAAAUACGCAAAUACGCAGCUUAUCUGGAGCUCUGCUUGAGUAAAGUGAUCCACAUGUUUCACGCUAAUUUCUAGACAAUACUUUGAGUUAUUUAGCAUGGCAGAUGUUCUAAUAUCAUAUUUUGACUUUAGAAAGAUAGUAGUACUGCCAAUGUAAUAAAUUACUCAUAGGUUGCCAUUUAUUCAUAAAAUGAUUUUCAUUUCCGUAUGCCGAAUCCAGGCUUUAUUCUACGUUUUCCAGAUAAAUGACGUUACGCCAUCACUUCCGGUUUAUCAAACGUGCAGAACUACCUUAAUAACCAACAGGAUAGUUACAGACACACUCAUGAGUUUUGGACCUUGAAUUUCUUAAAUUUUCAAAAAUUGACACUGUCUAAUAGAUAACUUAAGCAGUUCUGAUCCAGUAUUCACCUAACUAAAUCAGAAUAUUGUUUGGCUUACUAUCUUGGCCAGGUUUGGUUAUUGGCUGGAUAGUCUUUGUCACAGUGGAGUUAUGGCCCUUGAAUUAGUUGAUCUUGAGCACAUUGACAACUAGUAUGCUCAGUAAGUACAGUAUUUUAAUAUCAAAAAUAGUUUACUGUGAAAGGAUUAUUUUGUGACAGUUUAGCAUUCUUGUUCAUAUUCAAGUACAUUGGCAUAAACUUUGAUUAUAAGAAGACAAUGCAUUGCAUGCAGGAUAUAUACCCCUAGCUAAAAGGUCAACAGGGGCAUCAGUCCUAUGGACACAUUUCUAGUUUCUGUAGAAAAUAUUCAAAAACCUAAUUUUCAUCUUUUUGUCAACAUUGAGUGGAAAAAAUAACAUCUACAAAACAUUUUCAAAUCAUUUCACUCAGCAUUUCAUUGUAAAUAAGAAUACAUAAUAAAACUGUUUGUAGAAAA
Molecule: messenger RNA, 2769 nt
Organism: Mercenaria mercenaria
Lineage: Eukaryota; Metazoa; Mollusca; Bivalvia; Venerida; Veneridae
Product: U6 snRNA-associated Sm-like protein LSm5
Exons: 5
Coding region: 87-356 (89 amino acids)
Biological process (GO): mRNA splicing, via spliceosome
Cellular component (GO): Lsm1-7-Pat1 complex; U6 snRNP; U4/U6 x U5 tri-snRNP complex
Molecular function (GO): RNA binding
Source: RefSeq, a predicted model, not a curated record